CCGCAAACAUGGGGCUUUUAUUCGAUAAUUUAUUUUUGGACGUUGUGCUUUUAAUCAGUUGCAGUGCUAUUGCUCUGCAUUUCUACAUUCAACACAUCUACUCGUAUUGGGAUAGGAAGAAGAUAAAAUCCAUCAAGCCAGUUUUUCCAUUUGGAAAUCUCAAGGAUGGCUUCUUGCUAAAGAAGCCUUUUGCGGAGCUUUUUAUGGAUCUCUACAAACAAACAGAUGAACCUAUUCUUGGACUCUACGCAACAACAAAGCCAGCACUGAUGGUUCGAGAUCCAGAACUUUUAAGGCUCAUCCUUAUAAGAGACUUUCAGUAUUUUCAUGAUCGUGGCGUGUAUGUGAAUGAGGACAGUGAUCCCCUUUCAGGGCAUCUUUUUUCGUUGAAUGGUGAAAAGUGGAAAAAUUUACGAGCAAAGCUCACUCCGACAUUCACAUCUGGACGACUAAAGGCAAUGUUUCAAACUUUUCUUGACUGUGGAAAGAGUUUGGAGGCUCAUCUCAUGAAGAAUGCCAAUAAGGAAGUAGAUAUGCGCGAUCUAAUGGCUCGCUAUACGACUAAUAUAAUUGCAUCAGUUGCCUUUGGAUUAGAUUCUGAUGCAAUUGCUGAGCCUAAGGACACAUUCAGGAUAAUGGGAAGGAAGUUCUUUGAUCCAACGUUUAUGAAUAUUUUGCGAUUAACGUGCCUGUUCAUUCUACCACAUAUUGGAAAGUUUUUCAAUAUCAAAUCAGUGGAUAAUGAUUACGAAGCUUUCAUCUUUAAAAUGGUGAAGGAUACAAUGAACUACCGAGAGAAGAAUAACGUACAUAGGAAGGAUUUUAUGCAGCUUCUUCUUCAGUUGAAGAAUACAGGAAAAGUUGAUUAUAGCGAUGAUUGGAAUAUUCAAUCAGAUGGCAGUGACAAAGGACUAUCAUUCAAUGAAUUAGCAGCUCAGGCUCAUGUCUUCUUCUUGGCUGGUUUUGAAACUUCCUCAACUACAAUGUCUUUUUGCUUCUACGAACUAGCCAAGAAUCUCAAUGUUCAGGAGAAAGUUCAAAGAGAAAUUGACGAAGUAACCAAGAAACAUGAUGGAAAGAUAACGUACGAGUCCCUAAUGGAAAUGAAAUAUCUGGAAAGUUGCAUCGAUGAGACUCUUAGAAAAUAUUCAUCAGGUCCUGUCUUGAAUCGCGAAUGUACAAAAGAAUAUCAAAUACCCGGAAGUGAUAUUAUCAUUGAGAAAGGAACACGAAUCUUCAUUCCAGUUCAAGCAAUUCAAAUGGAUCCAAAGUACUAUCCAGAACCUGAAGAAUUCCGCCCCGAAAGAUUUUCUUCGGAUAUUUCAAACGGUGGUAAUCAGAAAGGUGUUACAUACAUGCCAUUUGGUGAUGGCCCAAGGGCCUGUAUUGGGCUACGAAUGGGAAAACUUCAAGCAAAAAUUGGCAUUGUAUUGAUCAUGUCAAAAUUCAAUUUGCGACUUGGUGAAAAACUUCAGAAUAUGAAGAAACUCAAGUACGAAGUCAAAAGUAUGCUUCCUGCUCUUGAAGGGGGAAUGUAUUUGAAAGUUUUGCCAAGAAAAUCAGUCUAAAAGAGCUGAUUUAGCUUUGCUCUAUUUGUGAAGCUUUACUAAUAAAAAAAAAUCAUAUAAAAAUGCAUAAAAAUGAAUUUUUGAUAAGGUUUUAUCAUAGAAAUUCUGAUUGAGUAUACAAAACCAUAUAAUUUUUCUAUCUUUCCAAACAUGAUUCAGCGAUAUUCUGGCUGUUAAAUUAACAUAAAAAAUACAAGAAAAUUAUCUUUCCAUAAUGUUAAUUUAGAAUUAAAGAAUACUUAAUAUUAUCUUUUACAUUAAAAAUUAGUUUGAAUUAAGAAUAAUUAAUUUAAAGAACUUCAUUCAAUUUUUAUUUAAAAAUUAGAAAUUGGAAGAUUUAUUUAAGUUUUUUAAUGAUAAAUAUUAUGUAUUCAAUGUAAAAUUAUUUUAAUUAAUAAAACCAUUAAAUAAUGUCUUUCAAGUUAAA
Lutzomyia longipalpis is the source of this 1995-nucleotide messenger RNA. RefSeq names its product probable cytochrome P450 6d5. The transcript is spliced from 3 exons. Gene Ontology annotation, molecular function: iron ion binding; oxidoreductase activity, acting on paired donors, with incorporation or reduction of molecular oxygen; heme binding. The coding region runs from base 9 to 1568 and encodes 519 amino acids. NCBI's taxonomy places the organism in Eukaryota, Metazoa, Arthropoda, Insecta, Diptera, Psychodidae. The record is from RefSeq and is a predicted model, not a curated record.